AUGCUUGUCAGCAUCAAUCAGAGUCGAUUCAAAACACAAAAACAACAAGAGAACGAGCCGCACAGUAAACAGCCGCGAGCGGCAAUUAAAGGCAAGAGGAAUAAGAAGAAGCAGCCGCCGACAAAUAAACCUCGCGUGUGGCUUUAUAGCAGAGCAGCGCUCGUUAAGUGUAUUAGUGGUGGUGGUGGUGGUGGUGUUGGUGGUGACAGCGGCAUGGCCAUUAGCCGGGGGCGCGGCAAUCGCACGCACUCUUGGUUUCUACUCAAAGAUUCGGUAAUAUUUGUGUUGGUGAUGUGUGUGCUGCAGCUGCUGCAGGCGCAUGCAUUAAACAAGCUGGUAAUAAACGCAGAGAUGCUGCGCGCCAACGCCAGUGGUGGUGCAGACCAGCGGCGGCCCACAACUAAUGCUGCGAGUAGCAGUAAUGCGUUAAACGCUGUGGAACGCGGAGUAAAACAGCUAAUGGAGAAGAUAUUUCUAAGCGAGAAUUUAGUAGAGCAAACCAAAGAAGCGGUUGAGAAAUUAGCAACCGUGGGCUCAAAGCAAGCGAGUGCCAGCAACAGUAUUAGUAAUAGUAUAAAUAGGAGUAGUGGACGUAGUAGUAGCAACAACAACAACACCAGUAACCACAAUUAUAGCAUAAGUAACAGUAGCAAUACAAGUAACACGUCCUCAGUGCCGCAAACCGGCAGCAACAAAACGUUUACGCCAAUUAGCGCCAAGCCAAAUGAUAAAUCACCAGCGGCAAUUGAAAGUGUCACAAACGAUGUGAGCAGCACGAAUACACAGAAUAGUACACAAUUUAUCAAAGCUGUUGGCGCUCAGCCACCAGCACAAGUUGACGCAAGUAACCCCUCAGCGAGUGGAAAUGCCACCGCCAGCGUAACUGGCGGCAGCCACCAAACGAAACGCAUUGCCAUCACUAUGCCCGAGCAUAUACGUGAAAAUGUUGUGCUCUCCUCGCUGGAUCCCGAAAAGGAGGCACAGUUGUUGUACGAACAAACACUGCUGGAGUAUCAUGGCAGUGUGCAGGCAGCUGCCGCAAGCAAUGACAACCCAGCGGCUGCGUCUACUGAUAAGCCGGCGUUAUUGGGUAGUGAACGUGCAACACCAUUGGCAGGCGCAUCAGCGGAUCGUUUGCCGCGCACUCUGCAUGCCGUUUGUGAGGUGUGGACACAGAAGCAUUGCCACUGCACGGGCACUUUGGAGCGGCUGGCACUAAGCUGUCGUGGCAUAGGCAUUGUAGCGGUGCCAGUGGAGCUGCCCGAUGAUGUUGUGUCAUUAGACUUGGGCAACAACAACAUAACAACAUUUGAGGCUAACACAUUUUUUAUGGUACCAAACCUCGAAGAAUUAACUUUAUCCGACAAUAGCAUCAUUAAUAUUGAUCCGAAUGCAUUUUAUGGACUUGGUAAAUUGAAACGUCUGAAUUUACAAAAUUGUGGCCUUAAAUCAUUGCCAGCGCAUGCGUUUCAAGGAUUGAAGAAUUUAAUUUCGCUUCAGCUGAAUGGCAACGCCUUAGCCAGCAUGGACACGGACAGCCUGCAGCAUCUGCCAAAAUUGCGCACUCUACGCCUCGAGGGCAAUCUAUUCUAUCGGAUACCGGCAAACGCUUUGGCUGGAUUAGAGGCACUCGAAGCACUAAAUCUUGGCAGCAACCUUCUGACAAUAAUCAACGAUGACGACUUUCCACGCAUGCCAAAUUUAGUUGUGCUACUUUUAAAACGCAAUCAAAUUAUGAAAAUCUCAGCGAAUGCAUUUGCAAAUCUAACAGCUUUAAAGGUUUUAGAACUGGAUGACAAUUUGAUCAACAGCUUGCCUGAGGGAUUGAACAAGUUAACACAUUUACAGGAAUUAUCUGUCACCAGCAAUCGCCUGCGUUGGAUAAAUGAAACAGAUUUGCCUAGAAAUUUACAAACGCUAGAUUUUCGCGCGAAUCCAUUGUCGUUAAUAAUGCCGAGAGCAUUGCGUGGCAUGGCGAGGUUGCGUAAAUUAAUUCUUUCCGAUGUACGUGCACUCAAAGUAUUUCCCGAUCUUGAAGGCUGUUUCUCAUUAGAGAUUAUAAAAUUGGAUCGUGCCGGUAUUAAAGAAGUGCCAUCGAACCUGUGUCGUCAAACACCAAGACUGAAGAGCUUAGAGCUUAAAACUAAUUCCUUAGUGCGCAUUCCCAACUUAACUAAUUGCAGAGAAUUAAGACUGUUAGAUCUUUCGAGUAAUCACAUAGAAUCGCUCGGUGGGCGACCCUUCGUCGGCUUAAAGCAACUUCAUGAUUUAGUACUCUCUUACAAUCGCAUAAAGGCGAUACCACAGGAUGCCUUCUUGGGCAUUCCGCGACUGCAGUUGUUAGACUUGGAAGGCAAUGAAAUCACCUCAAUCCACAAAGAAGCCUUCAUGCCAUUUGCCAAAUUGGAAGACUUAAAUUUAGGCAAUAAUAUCUUCCCCGAACUGCCAUCGGCUGGCUUGAAUAAGCUGCUGCAUUUAAAGACUUUCAACAAUCCCAAAUUACGCGAAUUCCCAGCGCCUGAUACAUUUCCGCGCAUACAGACGCUGAUCCUCUCAUAUGCAUACCACUGCUGUCCCUUCAUACCGCUAGUAGCAAUGUCCGCCACGAAGAAGCCACCCCUAGUGCAAGAGGCAGUGCUCUUUCCCUCCGACUCCGAAUUCGAUAUGAGCUUGUGGAAUAACAGUAUGAUGGAUAUAUGGCCGCAGUUGCAGAAUCUCAGCAAAAAGUUUGGCAACCAAAUGCACGAUAUCUGGGAUAACUUCGGUCAAGACUUCAAUUACCCUGGCAAUACUCCCACCUAUGUCGAGGAAUACUUCGAGGAAGACAACACAGGCACCACCACCACAGCAACAGGCAUGACCAGCAGUUUUGCUGGUUUUAGCACUGGCCUCUUCGGCACUGUAGACACCGAAAUAGCGCCUGGCUCCAUACAAUGCCUACCCAUGCCCGGCCCCUUUCUGCCCUGCGCUGAUCUCUUCGACUGGUGGACUUUGCGCUGUGGCGUUUGGGUUGUCUUCCUGCUGGCGCUGCUGGGGAACGGCACCGUCGUUAUAGUGCUCAUGUUCUCCCGUUCCAAAAUGGAUGUGCCACGUUUUUUGGUAUGCAAUUUGGCUGCAGCCGACUUCUUCAUGGGCAUUUACCUCGGCAUACUCGCCAUAGUAGAUGCUUCAACAUUGGGAGAAUUUCGUAUGUUCGCCAUUCCUUGGCAGAUGUCGCUUAUGUGCCAGUUCGCCGGGUUCUUAGCCGUGCUCUCUUCGGAGUUGUCAGUGUAUACGUUGGCCGUGAUUACGCUGGAACGCAAUUACGCCAUAACGCAUGCGAUACACUUGAAUAAACGGCUGUCACUGCGUCAGUCGGCAUACAUUAUGGCGGUGGGCUGGACCUUUGCGCUGAUCAUGGCGGCUCUGCCAUUGGCUGGCAUCUCUGAUUACCGCAAGUUUGCCGUGUGUCUGCCAUUCGAGACGACAACUGGCGUGGCCAGCCUGACUUAUGUUAUUGCGCUGAUGUUCAUCAAUGGUUGUGCGUUUGUGACGCUUAUGGGCUGCUACCUGAAAAUGUAUUGGGCCAUCCGCGGUUCACAGGCCUGGAAUACCAACGACUCCCGCAUUGCGAAACGCAUGGCACUACUGGUCUUUACCGAUUUCCUCUGCUGGUCACCGAUUGCCUUCUUCUCCAUCACUGCCAUCUUUGGACUGCAGCUAAUCUCGCUGGAGCAAGCCAAGAUUUUUACAGUUUUCGUGCUGCCGCUGAAUUCGUGUUGCAAUCCUUUCUUGUACGCAAUUAUGACAAAGCAAUUUAAGAAGGAUUGCAUAACGCUGUGUAAGCACUUCGAAGAGGCGCGCGUAACACGUGGCGCCGGUGCCGCCGCUGCUACAGCACUCCCCGGUGGGCUUGGAAGGCGUGGCGGUGUGCGCGUAGCCAAAGAGCUGCCACCUUUGCUGCCUGCAGCGCAUCCGCCCGGCUGUCGGUGCUUGCGAAUGAUGCCCAAUGAAAUGCCCAAUUGGCAUAAGCUGCAGGAGCGUGAACGUGUUCGCCACACAUGGACGUCCAGUACAUGGCAUUGGUUGGCAAUCUGCUGUCAUUGCGCGGAUCCGGAUGAUGAUGACGAUGAUGAUGUGGAGACGCGUCAUCUCGGCGGUGGUCGUCGCCAACGGAAGUCGCAUAAGGCGAGUAAUCGCCAUACGCGUACGCGUUCGCAUAAUGCGGCAACAGAUCCGUACCUUUAUCAGUUUGCUGAGCUGAAACAGAAGCAGAAACAGACACGCGCUAGCUCGAUAUCUAGUGAGAAUUUCUGUUCAUCGCGUUCAUCUAGCUGGCGUAAUGGUCCACCGUCGGCAGGCGCGGUACCGCAUACUUGCAACGUACCACUCAAGAUGAUGGAUCCGAAUCGACGGAGACAUUCUGCGUGGCUGAUAACGCGAAAGACUUCGCAAGACUCUAACUUGUCGAGCUCUCGCAACGACAGCUCAGCUUCGGCGACCACGGCAAGCACUUCCACCUUCCGGUUAUCGCGCUCAAGUGCGGGCAGUACAACGCCAUUGCCGUCUAUAAUGGCUCAUAGCAGCAAAGCACAGCAACAACAACUACAACAGCACUCCACUCUACCCUCAAAACCGCGUCUCGUCCGUCAGGAGGCCGUUCAAGAGGAAGAAGACUCAUCUCCACCACGCCUUGGCGUACGCUUUCUACCCACUAUACCGUCGGCAGCAGAUAGUUCCAUUAUCAUGGAGGACGGCGACUCAGCCAUGAACGUAGCCAGUGUGAUGGGUAUGCCGCUGCCAGGUGCAGCGAGCGGUUUUUACACUGUGCUGCAGGCGCAAAGUGGUGGUGCGGCGAAAACACUGCUCACCUCGACGACGAGUCCACAAUUCGAUACACCGAAAGAAGAACAUCCACCAUGACACUGUUUGGGUUGGUUCGUCGGCGGGCAACAAAAGCGAAUGAGAAAACAAAAACCACCAAAACGUGAUAGCAACAAAAAAAGUGGCAUUAGUGAGGCAUUUCUCUAACGGACGUAUUGAAAUUUACUGUUCAUACAAAUAUACAUAUGUAUGUUCGAAUAAUUAAAUAUACAUAUGUACUCUUCGAACGCAUGCAUGGCAUAAGUAGUCAAUUUGUACAGUAGCUGAUAAUAAUGGCGUGUUUCUAAAUGUGUGAAUGUUUGUGGAUAUGUAACCGCAAAAGUACUUAAAAUAUUUUAAAUAUUUAAAAAGCUAAAAAAUGCUUAUAAAACAUAAGUAUGUAUGUACAAUAUAUAAGUUUAGCAAUACAGAUUCACACAUACAUAAAUAUUUAAGUGUGCAUUGAAAAGCAUGUUAUAGAAAAUAAGUAUUUAUUGCAUAAAAAUAAGCUAAACAUAUAUGUAUGUAUAUGUAUGCAUUCAGUUUUGCUGGCGCUAAAAUAGUACUUAAAUAACUGCGAAAAUUAUUUAUUUCAAAUACUUUUUAUCCUCAAAUAUACUAUGAUGAACUUUUGUUUUGUUGUUAUUUAUAUAUUUUAAAAAAAUUGUUUAUCGAUUAUUUUAAAAUUUUAAAGGUUUUUAUUGAUAUAUUGCCGCAUUGGUAUGACUUUUUUGCCAACUUUUUUGUCGAUUUUUGUCAAAACUCUAUAAAAUUGUAUUCGCGAAAAUUUUUUUCUAUGUUAGGUUUUAGAGAAAUGGCAAUAUUACCACUUCAAAAAUGUGUAAGAUUAGAUUCCCACAGAAAGCCGUACAAUUUGGUACAUUUUUUGAGUUUCAAAUUUAAACUAUGUUCAUACGUGCAUCUUAAUUUAAGAUAUUUAAGCAAUUAAGCUCUUAAAAGAAAAAAAAAAUCAGAAAGAAAUGACCAAUUCAAAAAUUUAAAACAUAAUCAGAAUACAUAUGUAUUUUUAAAAACUUAUCAGGUGCCGCACUAAAACCAUAAGAAAUUGGAUGGCGCGCCCACCGCAGACAGGUUUAUUUUAUUAGAAUCAGACAGCGCUUUUGGUAAUGUUGAUUAUGAAUAGGAAACACCAGCGGCCAUGGAGUCUGCACUCAGUCUCAGGCUUCGGUCUCAGGCAUGCCGAAGCAGAUGAUGAAAACACAACAACAACAGCCAAACAUAUAAUGUAUAAUUUCUUUUAUUACCCUGUGCGUUGCUGUAAUCAUAGGUACUGUAAAGCGGAAUUUCAAUCAAUCUUUGAAACUCAUAAACAAAAGAGCAUGUUUAGCUGUCAAAUGCCAAUUGUAUUAUCCAGUGAUGCUAUGCUAAAAAAUAAAUGCGAAGCAACAAAAGAAAAACGCUUUCUAACCCGGAAAAAUAGAAAAAAGGCCCUUUUUUAUUAAUUAUUUCUGUGUUAAAAAAAACGGAUCUUUCGAUUGCUAUGACUUAAACAAUAUUAAAAAUCACCAUCGUUGAUAAAAAUUACCAAUAAAUUUUCGUUUCGAAUUUUCGCCGUGAAAAUGGAAUAAUUUUAUAAAAUGCAUAGCCCGUGCAAAAAUCUUUGGAAAUCAUUGUUUUCAAAUUUGUUUCCCCAUUUUCUCUCUACUUCCAAGCUAGGCUAGGCACCGCUCAGCGCGCCUGGGACAUUUGACGUGAAUCGCCCCACAUACAUACGUUUGUUUUAUUUUUCUAUUUUACCCCUCAAACGCCUUAACAUCGAAAUACACAAACUAAAAAUAACUCCGAGCUGGAUUUUUUUAACAAAAAAUACCUUUUUUUGUUUUUUAAUCGACUUCACAAAACGGAGAAAGUAUCAGUUCGUCGGAAUAUUUAACCGAUUUCUAGAAUUCUUU
Rhagoletis pomonella (apple maggot) is the source of this 6755-nucleotide messenger RNA. RefSeq lists its product as uncharacterized. Bases 1 to 4902 code for a protein of 1633 amino acids. Gene Ontology annotation, cellular component: membrane. The record is from RefSeq and is a predicted model, not a curated record. Gene Ontology annotation, molecular function: protein-hormone receptor activity; G protein-coupled receptor activity; protein binding. Gene Ontology annotation, biological process: G protein-coupled receptor signaling pathway. The transcript has 14 exons. NCBI's taxonomy places the organism in Eukaryota, Metazoa, Arthropoda, Insecta, Diptera, Tephritidae.